Cylicostephanus goldi is the source of this 1241-nucleotide messenger RNA. Lineage: Eukaryota; Metazoa; Nematoda; Chromadorea; Rhabditida; Strongylidae. The record is from the annotation of a GenBank genome assembly.
AUGCUCACAUAUCCAACAAUAACACUUCCAGCCAUAAUUGAAGUUUCCCGAGAUGUGAAAGGAGAUCCAUGCACGGUGUUACGUGAUGCUUUGAACGCCGUCAAAGCUCACUUUGCGGGCACGAAGUCGAUCUUGGGCCAAAUUCCUAUCCAUUUUGUGGUUCCAGUAAGCGAACAACCUAAAGAUGGAUGUUCCGUUCGCUCUGAGUUCCGGAAACAUUUCGGUGGAAGCGCCAAUCGUUUCAAUAUCUUCUUGGACAUCAUUGCCAUUGAGAACUCAAUGGAAAUUGGCGAUAUAGGCGUGCGAGUGAAGGUUCCGGCUUGGACGAACAUUGAGACAAAUGUGAUCUCACUGACCACUCGUAUAAACUUCAAAGAUAUGUAUAAAAUGGAUUCAGUUCUCCAAGAAUAUUCAGGAUGGAUCAGAACGACCAUACAGGGAUUGCAAAUCAAUGACCUCUUCCUGCUAGAUGACACGACUGUGCAUGAUCUCCAUACGGAAACUGAGACCGUGAAGACCGAAGUGAAAGAACACAAGACUGAUGCUGCCAAGAAAACCGAGUCACCGACGCCUGCACCCACAAAAGCGUUCGCGAGACGGACGUCUAUUCACAAAACGUCCAGAGUGAGAACUGCAAGACGAGCGGCUUCUGCUGAAAAAGCACCACCGGAGCCACCAAAGACUGACACCAAGCCGCAGAAGAAAGAAAAACCGCUUGCUACCGCGAAACCAAUGGAAAAGUCGACGGAAAAGCUAAAAGAAAAGCCGAAGGAGAAGCAGAAGGAAAAGCCGACGGAGAAGUCGAAGGAAAAGGCGACGGGGAAGCAGAAGGAGAAGCCGAAGGAAAAGGCGACGGGGAAGCAAAAGGAGAAGCCGAAGGAGGAGCCGUCAAAGAAUGCCAGACCAAAUCCCAGGAGAAUUGCCUUACCACCUCCCAAAAAACUGAUAAAACAAGCGCCGAGUAAAACAACUGCGCGAAAACCAAAUUCGUCUAAUUUUGCGGACUAUGGGGAAGUUGCGCCAUGGUUUUUACCAGAAAACGAUCACGUGAAGGAAAUGAAUCGUAAAAAUUGGCAGACACUCACAGUUGCACCGCUUGUACCAGUUAGCAAUCACGAAGGAGAUGUUGCAAUGCAAGAAUCAGGAGCUGCGGCGGAAAUUGAUGUAAUAGAAUUUAACCAUUGUUCCGACUCGCGGAAAUAUCCGGUCGAAAUGAUCUUCUUAGAUGGAUUCAUAUAGUU